Molecule: messenger RNA, 490 nt
Organism: Cylicocyclus nassatus
Lineage: Eukaryota; Metazoa; Nematoda; Chromadorea; Rhabditida; Strongylidae
Source: the annotation of a GenBank genome assembly
GGAAUUCCUCUACUGUACUCAGCUACAGUGCUAUACGCUAAGCCAGUAUGGAUAAUCCGGAAGGCGACUACGAAAAAGGUAAAAGGCUCUACAAAUUGCGUUGCUUGCACUGUCAUACUAUCAACACAACUGCUGAAAAACAGGGUCCUACACUGAAUGGAAUAAUGGGCAGAACUAGCGGCACUUUACCUGGGUACACAUAUUCAGAUGCAAAUAAGAAUAAGAACGUUGUUUGGACGCGCGAAACUAUGGAUGAAUAUCUCGAAAAUCCCAAAAAGUUCAUGCCAGGGACGAAAAUGAUAUAUAAUGGAUUAAAGAAAGCUGAGGAUCGUGCUGAUCUUCUAAAAUACAUAGAAGUUGAAAGUGCAAAGCCAAUACAAUAACCUCGGCUAUACGAUUUUUUCUGAUCCCAUUUUGCAUUCAUUACUAGCUUUAUCCUCUGAAUUAUUAGUUGUUUUGUACUAGCUGUUUUUUGUUAUUUGUUGAAGAC